CUGACUUUUAACCAGUGAAAAUCAAUUAAUUUAUUAAUAAACCUCCUUGAUAUCGCAAAGGACGAAGAAGAGUGCAAAAUGAGUGCCAUAGCUGAUCAAGAGUGCCAUGUUAAGGAGAGUUUAUUUCAGUUUAUUGAGAAAAACAUCCCAUCCGCGGAUGUUUCGGCUAUCGACGACAUAGUACUUGCCUAUGUGAUUUCCAUCCUAGAAGCAGCUUCUCAGGACCCGUGCUUCGACGUAGAAGGUUUCAUUGAAAUGAUGGCGGCUUACAUCCCGAAGUUUGCGAGCAUUGACCCUGGACUCGUAUGCUCCUGGAUACUGGAGCUGGAGGCUGAGCUGUCUCGUAGAGAUGAGUCGGACACUAUGUCCAAUACCGACGAAUCAUCUGGCAGUGACAAGAUAAGCCUGAAUUUGCAGAGCUUGAGCGACAUGCUGCCGCCGGUCACUAAGACGAGCCGCUCUCACUCCAACUCCGAGAGCUCGGAAACCAAUGAGCGUCGUUUAUUCCUCGACGUCGAGGAAUACGCUGAGCAGUGCCGCGCAUUGCACGAGAUGUUCCCGAACACUUGUGCUAUGGAGAUAAAGCACUGCGUGUCGAUCGCUUGCGGCGACCCCGAGCGCGCCGCCGCCACGCUGCUGCAUCGCCGCGAGCACGGACAGGCGCUGUCCGCCGCCGCGCUGCACGCCGCCGCGCGCACCCCGCUGUGCGACGACCGCGAGAUCAAGAGCCGCAUCAUCGCCAGAUAUUCAUACGUGGACAAGAACUCUGAAAACAAGGAGCACAAGCCCCUCGCUCCGAAGAUCGAGCCGAAGAAGAUGGUCCGCUACCGCGACAACAAGAUCGUCUCUCUCAAGGGCGAGCGGUACACUGAGGUGCCGAAAUCCGGUGUCGACGAGGAAAAUUUAAAAAAACCGAAGAAACAGCAUUGCCCUUAACCAUUAAAACCACGUCAGUACGGUGAAAAAGCGGACUCGCGUCCCGCUCUCCCUCCCCUCCUCCGUGUCCCCCCCGUGCUCCCCGCGUGCCUGACCGCGCAUGAUACGUGUAAACCGAACGAAAUAAGCGACAAACUUCCAUAUACCUCAUACUCGAAUGAAUCGAAUGAAAACUCGAAUUGUAUCGAAUCGAUUAUCGUACGCGAUACCGAGUUGUCAUACGUUAGUUUCGAUAAUUCAGUCAUCGCAAUACGUCCCCUGACGCGGGUGAGUGCGUCCAAAGGUACGCCAGUUUGUCUCGGUCUCCACGUACCAUCGGCGAGGCGGUGCGCGUUUUGUCGUGGUAGUGUUAGUGUAGUUAACGCGCGUGAUUCGCUGUUUAUUUACUUGGCGAUUUUUUUAACCGCUUUUUCAUGUACUGAUUAUUUUAAUGAUUUGAGUGAACGCACGUUGUCUGUGCGUGUUUUUAGUCAGUUUAUUUCGUAUAUAAUUCGCGUAUUUAUCGUUAUUUUUAAGCUCUCUAUAAGGCAGCUGUUCAGUAUUAUUUACACGAGCGAAACUAUGGCAUCUUGUGAGAAAUGUACUUUAGGAAUGGAUAAAUGUGUUCAAAUCGGUAGGCGAGUCGUGUGUGAUGUAUCGAUCGGUGCCAUAGGUGGCGAGUGUUCGUCUACAAAGUGUGACGUAGUUAGCGGAACGCUGGGACGUUUCGCCGUGACGUCACAGCGGUGUAAAGUCGCGGCGAGACGUUCGAGCGACAAACGUAAUCUCUUAUUCCGUUUAGUUUUAAGUACAACCUGUCUGAUAACUGUGAUUUUAAAAAAAUAUUAUAAUUUUAUUAUUAAUGUGAUUAAUAUAGUUUUAUCGUUUUUAAAUACAUCUGUGAUUUCGACGCCAUUGAUUAUGAAUUUAGAUAACCCUCUAAGCGGUUUUUAUUAUUUAAUUUUAGGUUUUUUAUAUCUUAUUCUAUUAUUAGAUAUUGUUUGUUAUGAAAACGCGACGACGGCGCGCUAAGCUGUGAUCUAACGUUUUAGAUAGCGAUAUUUGUUGGUGAUUUUUAUAUUAUAAAUAUAAACAUAUACAUAUAUGUAUAUAACUGUACCGAUUUUAUUUUAUUUUGAUAAAUUAAUUUGACUAUAUAU
Messenger RNA from Vanessa atalanta (red admiral), 2075 nucleotides. RefSeq names its product CUE domain-containing protein 2. Bases 79 to 936 code for a protein of 285 amino acids. The transcript has 8 exons. Lineage: Eukaryota; Metazoa; Arthropoda; Insecta; Lepidoptera; Nymphalidae. The record is from RefSeq and is a predicted model, not a curated record.